AUGCCUUCUCGGAAGUCAGCUCCUGCCACAGAGGUGCCGGUGAAGGUGCCACAGCCUACCUCAGAUGUUCCCUCCGACAAAUCUGCCACCGCCGAACCGGCUCAAACCACAGAUGCUGCAACAGCGAGUGGCCCUGUCGAGACCGUAUCAGCGGAAGCCAAGGAGCCGGAAAAGCCCGUGACUGAACCUCAAGCUGCGUCAGCCGUUGAGAUCAAGAAAGAGAUGAAUGGCCCAGCAACUGCUCAACCAAAGAGCAACGGGACAGCCUCUGCCGACAAGAAGUCAUCUGUCGCAGAGUCCAAGAGCAAGCAGGCCAACAAGAGGAAGUCCACGUCGAAAAUCACUCAUGUUGAUGCCCAACCGGGCGACUACUAUCUAGCCAGGGGCAGAGGGUUUCGCCCUUGGCCGUGCAUCAUCGCAGAUGAAAGCAUGCUUCCUGAGAAGCUCAUCAACACCAGACCCCCCAGCACCAAGCAGAUCGAUGGAACCUACAAUGAAGCCUACGCAGAUGGCGGUAAGAAAGUGGAUGAGCGAACAUUCCCCAUCAUGUUCCUCAGCACAAAUGAAUUCAUGUGGAUUCGCAAUACGGACCUUACUGCAUUGACGCCCGAUGAGUGUAAGGACGUGUCUACAAGGGGCAGAGCUAAACCACUGCUUGCCGCAUACAAGAUUGCGGCUGAGGGUCACGAUUUGCAAUUCUUCAAGGACAUUCUUGACGAGCAUGCUAUGGCUUUGCAGUAUGAACUCGAUAUGAGGGAGGCGGAAAAAGCUGAAAAGGCCUCCAAUCCUGAUAAGAGGAAGCGCAAGAGCGAGGUCAAAGUGAAGACUGAGGAUGCAAAGAUGGAAGACACCGACGUUGACGUUGAGCCCAAGGAAGCGUCCAAAAAGCGCAAGAUGGAAAUCGACGAGACGGGAGACGCUGAUGUCAAUUUCGAGCCCAAGAAAGCGUCGAAAAAGCGCAAGGUGGAAGUCGACGAGAAGGAAGACGCUGAUGUCGAUGCCGAGCCGAAGACAUCGCCGGACAAAGCCAUUACGAUCCUCGACUCCGAGGCAAACGACUCCGAUGAGGACUGGUGA
This is a messenger RNA of Fonsecaea erecta, 1077 nucleotides long. RefSeq lists its product as hypothetical. The record is from RefSeq and is a predicted model, not a curated record. Lineage: Eukaryota; Fungi; Ascomycota; Eurotiomycetes; Chaetothyriales; Herpotrichiellaceae. The transcript is spliced from 3 exons. The coding region runs from base 1 to 1077 and encodes 358 amino acids.